GAGAAGUCCAAUUGUGCUUAUUGUCGAGUUCAAGUAAAAAGAACCCGCCUUUCUCAACUAUUUGGCAGUAAAAACCAGGAGAUGAAGCAGAUUGGUAUCCAUACCUGAUCGGGGAAGAAAUAGCUCUCAAUUUCGUGCUCUCCUCAUGUUUAUAUCUUUGUCUUGGAGAGCUUGGACGCUAUUUCCAAGGAGAAAUCUGGCUCCGAGGUUUUUGUAGUACAAGCGGAGCGGAGAUGCUUGGAAAAUGAGAUUGAAUCAUGGAGGAAAUCACGGGCGCUGAGGGAUUCGGGAAGUAGCUCUGCUAGCUGGGCUAGAUCGUCGCCGUCUCAAAUUUUUGGGCUCCGGCGAUGUUCGCUCCGAGGAGGGUUGACGACGAAAUGGAACUCUGGAAGGAGAGGACGGUCAGGUUCUAUCCUGAUGAGAAGAAAAUCUUAGCUAAGUCUGCUCUCCAGCCUCCCAAAAGCGGAGGGAGCUUACCAACCAAAGUCAUUCCGACAAAUACUGCAGGGUCCAAGGUGUUUCCUGAGGGAAAUGUCCUUGAUCCAUGGCAAAAAUGGACACUUGAUCCAGGAAGUGAUAUAAUGGUAAAAUGGAAUCGCAUAUUCCUCAUAACUAGCCUGGUUGCUCUUUUCAUAGAUCCACUGUAUUUCUAUUUGCCCUCAAUCCAUAAUGGUGAUAGUUUGUCAUGUGUGAAGAAGAUGGACUGGGGUUUGUGCGUUGCAGUUACUGUUUUCCGGUCACUUGCUGACAUCGUCUAUGUGUUUCAUAUUGUGAUAAAGUUUCGAACUGCAUUUAUAGCUCCAAGUUCUAGAGUUUUUGGAAGGGGAGAGCUUGUUAAUGACCAUAAACAGAUAGCAAAAAGAUAUUUAAAGUCAGAUUUCUUUAUCGACCUGGCAGCUGCUCUACCUUUGCCACAGAUUGUUGUCUGGUCAGUUAUCCCUGUGGUUAAGCAUUCGAAUCCUCAGCAUAAUAACAACACACUUGCCCUUAUUAUUCUGUUUCAGUACAUUCCAAGGUUAUAUCUUAUAUUUCCACUGAGUUAUCAGAUUAUUAAAGCCACUGGCGUUGUUACAAAGACUGCUUGGGCAGGAGCGGCAUAUAAUCUGCUCCUUUACAUGAUUGCUAGCCAUGUUAUUGGUGCAGCGUAUUAUUUACUAACAAUUGAUCGUCAGACAACCUGCUGGAAAUUGGAAUGCGCAAAGGAGAACGGCACUAUAGGUGCAAAAUGCCACAUGAAGUUUCUGGACUGUGACUUUUCAAGCGACAUUGAUCAAAAGUGGGCAAAUAGUACUGCUGUUUUUGCAAAUUGCAAUGCUAGUGAUGAUAAUAUCAAUUUUAAUUUUGGCAUAUACGAGAAUGCAUUGACAACAGGGGCUGUGGCCACGGAUUUUGUUAGGAAGUAUUUUUAUAGUCUUUGGUGGGGCUUGCAAAAUUUGAGCACAUUUGGCCAGGGGUUGAUUUCAAGCACUUUCAUAGGGGAGACAUCGUUUUGCAUACUGAUAGCUAUUCUUGGACUCGUUCUAUUUGCACAUUUGAUUGGAAACAUGCAGACCUACUUGCAAUCUGUUACCGUGAGGCUAGAAGAGUGGAGGUUAAAGAGGCGGGACACUGAACAAUGGAUGAAGCAUCGACAGCUACCUCAUGAAUUGAAAGAACGGGUUAGACGAUUUGUCCAAUAUAAGUGGUUUGCGACACGAGGAGUGGAUGAAGAAGCCAUAUUACAAGCUCUGCCUGCGGAUCUUCGUCGAGACAUUCAACGCCAUUUAUGCCUGGACCUUGUUCGUAGGGUCCCCUUCUUCUCCCAGAUGGACGAUCAACUCCUUGAUGCUAUAUGUGAGCGUUUAGUUUCCUCCCUGAGCACUGAAGGCACCUACAUUGUUCGUGAGGGUGACCCAGUGACUGAGAUGCUCUUUGUGAUCCGUGGAAGGUUAGAAAGCUCCACCACCAAUGGUGGUAGGACAGGCUUCUUCAACUCUAUAACAUUAAGGCCAGGUGAUUUCUGCGGCGAGGAGCUUCUUUCUUGGGCCCUGGUUCCAAAGUCGACGGCCAAUCUGCCCUCUUCGACUAGAACCGUUCGGACUCUUGUCGAAGUAGAGGCUUUUGCUUUGAGAGCAGAAGAUCUCAAGUUUGUGGCAAACCAAUUCAGACGACUCCAUAGCAAGAAACUGCAGCAUACCUUCCGGUUCUACUCCCAUCACUGGAGGAACUGGGCUGCUUGCUUCAUUCAAGCAGCCUGGCGUCGUUACAAAAGAAGGAAGAUAUCAAAGAGUUUUAGUUUGAGCGAGUCUUUCUCUUCCAGAGCUGAAAGCCAAGCAACUCAGGAAUCUGAGCAGGAGGAAGAUGGAAGUCCAAGCUCGGCUGAAUCCUCACAACCUAAGCAAAACAUCAGAGCUAUGAUGCUGGCUUCCAAGUUCGCAGCAUAUGGUAGGAAAGGUGCUCAGAAAAGCAAAGCUAUUGAUCUGCCCAAGUUGAAGAAGCCUGAUGAGCCUGAUUUUUCUGCUGAUUCUUUUGAUUAAUGGGAAGUAUAUACUUGUAUUAAUCUGAAUCUCAUGCAAUUUAUUCCUUCUAUAUGAUGAUUCCUAUGUGUAGUAGGUGGAAUUCCCCUUGAAAGCUGAGGAAUCUGGCUAUGAGGUGAUUUCAAUAUGGUGGUUAGCAUUUUUAGUGAAGCGAUUGUAAGCAUAUAAACAAGUUUAAAUUGUAACUUAGUCUUUGUGCAAUCUUUGCCUGUUAUAGCAUAUAGCUCUAUCCUGGAAUUCCAAGAAAGAGCAGAAAAAAAUAGUGUUUUUGUUUGUAGUAUUUGGCGCUAUUCAUUGCUAGAAACUGCAACUAUUUGAAUUCCAAUAACGAAGAAACCUGCUUUAUCUC
Molecule: messenger RNA, 2865 nt
Organism: Dendrobium catenatum
Lineage: Eukaryota; Viridiplantae; Streptophyta; Magnoliopsida; Asparagales; Orchidaceae
Product: cyclic nucleotide-gated ion channel 17
Exons: 7
Coding region: 348-2516 (722 amino acids)
Biological process (GO): potassium ion transport; transmembrane transport
Cellular component (GO): membrane
Molecular function (GO): voltage-gated potassium channel activity
Source: RefSeq, a predicted model, not a curated record